AUGGAGAUGAGGGGAAGGUGAUAGUGACCGCCGCGCUGUCUCGUGCCACCUGAGAGAACUUGUCCCCUGUUUUUGGCUGCAGUUUCAGUCUCCCACUCUGUAGCCAUUGAGACAGGAGAGAAAGGCCCCCAACGUUGACAGAUCAAACGUGUUUGGUUUAUCGAGCUCAAUAUUAUCCAGAAAAUACAAAAUAUUCAGUCAUUUGCAUGUGCAAACAAUAUCAGGUUGAAAUUAAUCGGUCGUAAUCAUUGGAGGGCUAUUAUCAGUGGACAGUCAGUACCAAACGUUAUCAGUACGCCAUGCCGGUGACGCCCUUCCCAUUCUGAAGAAUUAGUCAUCUGUGGGCAGGAUUUAAUUAUCGUACCUCGCUACAACGAAAUUAUCAGGAUUACAUUGGGGUAAUUUACUGGGUUCAGGAAAUAUGGACAACGAAGGGCGUAAGGUCAUUGUCUGUGAUAAUGGAACUGGGUUUGUCAAGUGUGGAUAUGCUGGUGCUAAUUUUCCAGCUCACAUUUUUCCAUCGAUUGUAGGACGACCAAUUAUCAGAGCCGUCAACAAAAUCGGCGAUAUCGAUGUCAAGCAAGAACUUUGCGUUCGUGACGUGCUUAACAUGCCUGCAUUGAUGGUGGGUGAUGAAGCCAGCAAGCUACGAUCGCUUCUGGAGAUUAGUUAUCCCAUGCAAAAUGGAAUUGUCAGGAAUUGGACGGAUAUGUGUCACGUCUGGGAUUACACGUUUGGCCCGGAAAAAAUGAAUAUCAAUCCACGUGAGUGCAAAAUAUUGCUGACGGAGCCACCGAUGAAUCCAAAAAAAAAUCGAGAGACCAUGAUCAAAAUUAUGUUUGAGAAGUACCAAUUUGCUGGAGUUUAUAUCGCGAUGCAAGCUGUUCUGACUCUUUACGCCCAAGGGCUCAUCAGUGGAGUUGUCGUCGAUUCCGGAGAUGGUGUCACCCAUAUCUGUCCUGUAUACGAGGAAUAUGCACUGCCCCACUUGACUCGAAGGCUAGAUAUCGCUGGUCGAGACAUCACAAUGUAUCUUAUUAAAUUGUUAUUGCUCCGGGGUUAUGCUUUCAAUCAUUCUGCAGACUUUGAGACUGUCAGGAUGCUCAAGGAGAAAUUGUGUUACAUUGGGUACAACAUCGAGACUGAAGAGAAAUUAGCAGUUGAAACAACUGUUCUUGUGGAAUCGUAUACUCUGCCUGAUGGUCGAGUGAUUAAAGUCGGUGGCGAGAGAUUUUCUGCACCUGAGGCUCUCUUCCAACCGCAUUUAAUAAACGUCGAGGCCCCAGGGAUCGCUGAACUAGUAUUCAAUACUAUUCAGUCCGCAGAAAUCGACAUGAGGAGUGAAUUGUACAAGCACAUUGUUUUGAGUGGGGGCAGUACGAUGUACCCAGGAUUGCCAUCGAGAUUAGAGAGGGAAAUAAAACAGCUGUACCUUGAACGAGUGCUGAAAAACGAUACAUCGAAACUAGGGAAAUUUAAAAUAAAAAUCGAAGAUUCACCCAGGCGCAAAGACCUCGUCUUCAUGGGUGGAGCUGUCUUAGCAGAAUUGACGAGAAACCGAGACUCCUUUUGGAUUACGAGAGAGGAUUACGAAAAAAAGGGACUGGGUGUGUUGAAACAGUUGGACAAUUAUGAUGCGAUGUAAAUAGGGUAAUUAAUAUUCUUCGGUGAAUAUAAUGAGACAAUUUGGGGAAUAGAGAGGGAAAUCUCUCGGUGAAAUGAUUUAUGGGGUGAAUUUUCAUUGUGCGGUAUCCUCAGAAGUUCGCAUAAGUGUUUUUACAUUUUUUUUAUACCACCAAGUGUUUUGUAUUUUGUGUCAUCAGGUAAAUCAAAUAUUUUAAUGUCUAAUUAAAUGUGCAAUUAACUUAUUCAUUGAAUUAUAUAUUAAUCGUACUCUGAGGAGGUCAAUUUACUGGGGCAAACGUCCGCACAAAUGAAAAUUCAUUUUGCUAAUUGGGGACUCAUGAAUGGAGUAGAUAAACUUAUUGCGCUCGCGCAGUUUGUAAAUAGCGCAUUUUCAUUCAAUUUUUUUUUCGAAUCGAAAUAAUUCCAUUUUUGUUACGAUUACGAUUAUAUUACCUUUAAUUGAAUAAUUAAAAACACGAUGAGCUCAAAA
Molecule: messenger RNA, 2116 nt
Organism: Fopius arisanus
Lineage: Eukaryota; Metazoa; Arthropoda; Insecta; Hymenoptera; Braconidae
Gene: Arp2
Product: Actin-related protein 2
Exons: 9
Coding region: 422-1645 (407 amino acids)
Biological process (GO): Arp2/3 complex-mediated actin nucleation
Cellular component (GO): actin cortical patch; Arp2/3 protein complex
Molecular function (GO): actin filament binding
Source: RefSeq, a predicted model, not a curated record